AUGCAAAUGAAAUCAGCCGCCUGGCUCUCGAUAGCCACCACAAUCACCACCGCAGCAGCAGCAUGCACCCGCCCCCUCCUGGAGGAGGCCACAAGCCGCUACGUGGCCGCCCAGUCGGCCGGCGAACCCCGCUAUCUGCAGCAGUUGGCGCCCAACCUGGCCGCGAUGCUGUACACGGAGAACGGCAACGCGACCAUGCCACUGCACGCCUCCAUCCUCGCCGAGCCCCUUCGAAUCGACCACGCCCGCGCCCAGCACGACCUUGAGGCCUGCAGAGGCUACGUGGAGCUCAUCGUCACCGACGACGCCCACCCCUACCAGCUCGCGACGCAGAUCUACGUCGAUGCCGCCGCCGGCACCAUCAACAGCAUCGAGACGCUAGUCACGGACGCCCAGGACUGGCUGUUCAGCGCCCGGCAUGCCUUGCACUACGUCUUGCAGGAGGACUGGACCCCCAUCGUUCCGGCGGAGCGCGAUGAACGUGAGGUCCUGCGGGCUGCGGCGGACGCUUACCUUGAUCUGUUUAGUAACUCUUCGGUCGUUGUGCCGUGGCAUGACGAGUGCCGUCGGCUAGAGGGGGGUCUGUACACGCAGCCGGGGAGUACGUGCGCGACGGGGGUGCCGGAGGGGAUCGAGAUGGUCAACAGGCAGUACGUGAUUGAUGAGGAGUAUGGCACCGUUGGGGUUUUCCUCAGGUUUGGGCCCAGCGGGCUGCAUGAUAGUCACGAGUUUCGAAUUGAGGGUGGGAGGAUCAAGUACAUCCAUACCGUGACGGUCUGUCCGACGCCGAACUGUGGGUUUGGGGAUCCGCCGGCUAUUCUGCAGAAGGAUCCGGGCUGGUGA
Pyricularia oryzae 70-15 is the source of this 843-nucleotide messenger RNA. RefSeq lists its product as uncharacterized. The coding region runs from base 1 to 843 and encodes 280 amino acids. The transcript has a single exon. Lineage: Eukaryota; Fungi; Ascomycota; Sordariomycetes; Magnaporthales; Pyriculariaceae. The record is from RefSeq and is a predicted model, not a curated record.